UCGUGUGGUAUUGUGGGAUUUGUAGUACUUAAGUUUGUCAACGUCCGUUCUAUAGCUCUAAAUCUUGGCGAUAGAAAAAUCCCUUCCCCAGAAUGCCCCGAGGUUUAAAUGACCUAGUUUCUGCAGCUUUGAUCGAAGAAGUACUUGGCUCCCUCUUUUGAAAAACUGGCUGAAUAUUAAUUUCAUAAACAGAUAAUCGUGCUUCCUUAUCAUGACGGAUGAUGUAGCCUACCCGCCAUUUAAACUGGGCAAGGCCCGGUACGAUCAGACUACCAGUAACAUGAUCCAGAGCUGUAACACAAGCCAGCAUCAACCUGGAUAUCACUUUCACCCCAGCAUUUCACGGAGAACUGCAAAUUGCAUCACCAGCACACCACGUUUUCCGGGAGGCUGCGACACUACAUGGAUAUCAUUGACCCACGGACGCUCUUUGUAACAGAGAGCCGUUUGAAGGAAUCUAGAAAGCUGCUGGAUGAUUUUAAACAUGGACGUCUACCCCCAGGAGUCUCUGAUAAACAGCUCUGGGAAGCCCAGAAGAUCAAACAGGCUAUCAUCCACCCGGAUACUCAGGAGAAGAUAUUCAUGCCAUUUCGAAUGUCAGGUUAUGUGCCUUUUGGGACACCAAUAGUCAUUGGCCUCCUUCUGCCCAGCCAGACGCUGGCCUCCACUGUGUUCUGGCAGUGGUUGAACCAGAGUCACAACGCGUGUGUCAACUACGCAAACAAGAAUGCCACCAAGCCCACCCCAGUGAGCAAGUUUUUCCAGGGAUAUCUGGGCGCUGUUACCAGUGCUGUCUCAAUAGCAGUGGGACUGAAUUUGUUGAUCCAGAAAACCAGCAAGUUCAGCCCUGCGACUCUGGGUUUGAUCCAGAGGUUUGUGCCCUUCCCUGCUGUUGCCAGUGCCAAUAUCUGUAACGUGGUCCUCAUGAGGCACAAUGAGUUGACGGAGGGGAUCAGCGUGCUAGACUCCAGUGGAAACGUCGUGGGUUCCUCCAGGGUGGCUGCUAAACAUGCACUGAUGGAGACGGCUGUAACUCGAGUGGUCCUCCCCAUGCCUAUCCUGGUGUUGCCUCCUAUCAUCAUGUCCUUUCUGGAGAAGUUGCCUCUGCUCCAGUCCCGGAGGAGGCUGGUCCUUCCGGUACACAGCCUUGUGUGCCUCGCCACCUUCGGACUCGCUCUGCCUCUCGCCAUCAGCCUCUUCCCUCAGAUGUCAGAGAUUGAGGUGUCCAAACUGGAGCCUGAGAUCGCCACGGCAACCAAUGACAAGACGGUCAUUUACAACAAGGGUUUGUAGGCAGUGGAGGGUGAAGUCAAGGCACUGCCAAUCAACAUCAGGCAACCAGCUACCCGCCACCAAACUCAGACAAGAGGAUCGAAACGAGGACGCUGAACAGUGUUAGGGUUAGAUUGUUUUGUUUCAUCAGUGUUAGACAAUAGGGUUAACAACUUACAUGGUACUGAGCACUUUCAGAAUGUACAGUCUAAUAUAGUUUGUGUUCUAGGCCAAAAGUUUACUAACUUACAGGAACACUCCCAUGUGAACUGUACUGUAGAAUACAGAGCUACUUUGAUGAUGGUAAUGGCCAUACAUUCUUAAUAGAUUCAGGCACACACACACACACACACACACACACACACACACAUUGAUUUAAAACUAACGGCAAGCUCAACAAAUCUUCAAUGUGAGUAAGUAGUGGAUGGGUUAGUAGGGUUAAAAGGAUGAGGGUCUAUAAAAUGAACCAAAAAUGAAAGAUUUAUUGUGAAAGUACUCUUUUCAUAUUUUAAUUGGGAUGGAGAUAAAAACUCCUAUUGCAUAGCAGUUUCAUCCAAUUCAGGUUUUAAUAUGUGCUUGAUCAGCCCCCGUGCAUAACAAGCUCAGGAUCAAACUGCUAUGCAAUAGGAGACUUAUUUCCAUCUCUGUUUUAAUAUUUUUCACAUCUCAAAAUUACCUAGAAAUGUGCAAGUGCACCUACAUAGGAGUCGAUACACAUGGAAACAAUAUGAAAGUGUCAAUCAGCAAGUUUCAAACACAUCCUGUUGUAGUUCCAGUAAUGGUGAAGCAACUUCCAUAGUAAAUAUCUCAUUUUUGACUUAAGUAUGCUGGAAUCUACAUCAUGAGAAAUGAGUUACACAGAUACACCUUUUCUCUUUGGAGAUACACCUAGCAAAUGUCUCACAGGCGAGUACAAUUUGAGCGAAAGGAAACAAUCAAGAAAACAAAACUCUCCACGUAUGUCACUAUUAUAUAGUUCUACAACAAGAGGAGUUUUUUAUUUCAGAUUGAGAGUGACACAAACCCUACCUCUCCUGCACUGCACUGCUGCUCUAGUACCUCGUUUUCAUGCACCACUCAACCCAGUUCAAAACCCUGCUGCCAAUCUCACUUGCCCCUGAUUUUUUUGUGUGCUUUCCCAAAGCGGGCCAAAGCAGCGUGGGUGGAAUUACGUCACAACCCUGACAAGUCAUGUGACGAGUGUCCGGAAACGUUUAAUACACAUUCAGGGUGAGACAGUUUCUCUGUGUUUUAAUAUUCUUGUAGCAUUUUUUGAGAAGUGAAGCAAUAGCGUCCAUACUUUUGGUUUUGUAUACACAUUAUUGCGACCUUAACCGCAAGGUUUGCUGGGUAAGAACCGCCAAUAUCUGCCGAAAACUCACAUUCCAUGGAUAGUUUUCCUUCAAGUCGGGGAGACUAUCAAUGGGGGUUCAGGGGGAAUGUGGGACAACCCGGAUCAGCUCAGAUUGACGGUCAGUACUGCAAAUGGAAACAAGGUAUAGCAGCCUCUUUAAUCCUGGAUUCUGUUCAUUGAGAAAAUUGAUAACGAUUGCCAUUGAAGAUAUGCGGUGAAGGACUGAAGGCUUGCCAGACAUGUCUUAAUAACAAGCACUGGAAAGAACAGCUAACCAGUAAAUCAGUCUUAAUGUGCCAGAAUGUUUUUUAGAGGAAAGUUGCAACAAGGUUGCGUAACAUAAUACCCUACACUAAACCUCACCUCUGUGAAUCAACACUGAGCUGAAAAGUGGCUGCCAGGAAUGAUUUAAACUGUGAAAAUACCUGGGAUGCAAUCACAGCUGUGACAUGAACUAAUCCUGGCUUUUUUUCUUUUCAUUAUAAUUUUUAUUUUUUAUUUUAUUUUAAGAAUACACAUGCAUGAAAUUCUGCAGAAAUAUUAAUGUUGGUUAACCAAUUGUUUUCAGAUAUGGAGUCAUAAUGGAUUAAUUAAUUUGUUGUUUGCAAUUAUUUCUGCAUAAUUUCUUCUGGGGCCUUUCAAACUUGGGUAACACUUUACAUUGUGUCUUUAAUUACUGUGUAUUUACGUAGUAGUUACUUAGUAAAUACAUGUAUACUUACACAUAAUUACCAUGUUAUUAUGUGUAGUUACAAUGACAAUGUACUUAAUUUGUAAGUAAAAAAGCAUGCUCAAACUCUAACCCUUUUCUGAUACAAAUGUGAACUUACUAUUAUGCAAAACUAUUUAGACAUGAAGUAUAUUGUAACUAUGCAUAAUAACAUUGUAAUUGUAUACAUGUAUUUACUAAGUAACUACAGUCAAACCUUUAUUUAACGACCACAUGGUCUAAGCGACCACUUGAAAUUCCUCCCAGUGAUAUUUGUGCUUUUGUUGAACUGUAUCAAGCGACCACAAUUCUCUUACCCAGCAACGGACUCAAAGCUGUAUUAAGCACCCUUACACAAGGCUAUUGUAUUAC
Molecule: messenger RNA, 3707 nt
Organism: Polyodon spathula (Mississippi paddlefish)
Lineage: Eukaryota; Metazoa; Chordata; Actinopteri; Acipenseriformes; Polyodontidae
Product: sideroflexin-5-like
Exons: 15
Coding region: 403-1293 (296 amino acids)
Biological process (GO): mitochondrial transmembrane transport; citrate transport; monoatomic ion transport
Cellular component (GO): mitochondrial inner membrane
Molecular function (GO): monoatomic ion transmembrane transporter activity; citrate transmembrane transporter activity
Source: RefSeq, a predicted model, not a curated record